AUGAUUGUUCCAGCAAUGGAAGACGAAGACGAGGAUAGUCUCGAAGAGAUACAAAGCUGCUUCUCUUUAUUCGACAAACGUGGGGACAUGAAAGUAGAAUCUCAUAGAGUAAUAGAUGUCCUUCGAUCAUUGGGCCUUAACCCCCUCACAGAAGACGUGAACAAAUGUCUCAAAGAUUCCAAUCUAGUUGGUCACCGAAUUGAUUUCCCAACAUUUUACGGUAUUUUUCAACACAUUUGUCGGAGGCCAGCGCUGGGUACCUAUGAAGACAUGGUGGAAGGUCUGAGAUCGUUUGACAGGGAUCAAACCGGAUUGGUUUCCAGGGCAGAACUUCGCCAGAUCCUGCUUCACAUUGGUGACAAGAUGACCGAGGAACAGGUAUACGCAAUUCUUGCACCGCACGAAGGAGCAAGUGGCUCAGUUUCAUAUGAGGCAUUGAUACAAACUGUCAUGCAUUAG
Molecule: messenger RNA, 459 nt
Organism: Rhopilema esculentum
Lineage: Eukaryota; Metazoa; Cnidaria; Scyphozoa; Rhizostomeae; Rhizostomatidae
Product: myosin-2 essential light chain
Cellular component (GO): myosin II complex
Molecular function (GO): calcium ion binding
Source: RefSeq, a predicted model, not a curated record